GUAUGUACCUUUUCUCUCUGUCUCUCUCUAGACUAGACUAGAAAGUAGAAAGCAUUUUCACUUUACCCCUCCCCUCUCUCUGUUGGACUGUUGCAUUUUGCGAAAAUUUCCUCCAACCCCACUGGGGAGGACCACCUACCAUCAAAGCUCUCCUUCAUGGACCUCCGCCAACAUUUCCCGGCUGAAACACCGAUGCCGUUUCUUUUCCCACGCACUUAGCCACUCCUGUUUUUUUAGCUGCUUUCUUUAUUCAUCUCUCUGCCCAUGGCUGAGGCGAACAGCAGCUCGGCCGCCACGCCGCUGGAGCUUGGCCCCGCCGCCGCCGGCUUGUCGGAGGAGCUCACGGCCAAGGCAGUCCACAAGAGGUACGAGGGGCUGAUGAUGGUACGGAACAAAGCUGUAAAGGGCAAAGGGGCUUGGUAUUGGGCACACCUUGAGCCCAUGCUGGUCCACAGCUCCGAUACCGGCUUCCCCAAAGCCGUCAAGCUCCGGUGCUCACUGUGCGACGCCGUUUUCUCCGCCUCCAAUCCAUCCCGAACUGCUUCCGAGCAUCUUAAGCGAGGGACUUGUCCCAAUUUCAACUCCAUCGUCAAGCCCAUUUCUUCCCUCCCGCCUCCGCAGGCGCCGCAUCACAACCACCGGAAACGCAGCUCCUCCGGCGGAGGCCGCACAGAGAGCAUCUCUGCGGGGUACCAAGUCGGCCCUCUUGCUAUAGUUAAUCCGUCGAGAUUCGCGCCCGAGUUGUCUUACCCACCACCCGUUGUGUCCGUGGCCGCAACGGUUGCUUCCCCAGCCGGUUCCCGCGGCGGAAUGUACCCGCCGCAGAUGGUAUUGUCAGGUGGAAAGGAGGAUUUGGCAGCUCUGGCGAUGCUGGAAGACAGUGUGAAGAAGCUGAAGAGCCCCAAAGCCUCGCCCGGGCAAACACUAAGCAAAUCCCAGAUUGAUUCCGCCUUCGAUUUCCUCUCUGAUUGGGUCUACGAAUGCUGCGGGUCGGUGUCCUUCUCCAGUCUGGACCACCCGAAAUUCAGGGCGUUCCUAAAUCAAGUCGGGUUGCCCCAGAUUUCAAGAAAAGAUUUCGCCGGGUCAAGGUUAGACGCCAAGUACGAGGAAGCCAAAGCAGAAUCUGAGGCAAAAAUCCGGGAGGCCAUGUUCUUUCAGGUCGCAGCUGACGGCUGGGUGGGGAAGAAGAAGAAGAAUGUAGGGCAUCUGGGGGAAGAUAAUUUGGUGAGUUUAUAUGUGAAUCUCCCAAACGGAACCAGUGUGUUCACGAAAACUGUUUUAACUACGGGAUACGUUCCCUCUAAAUACGCAGAGGAUGUUUUAUGGGACACAGUCACUGAAAUCUGUCCAAACAGUGCCCACCAAUGUGUAGGUAUAGUUGCAGACAAGUUCAAGUCAAAGGCGUUGAGGAACCUAGAGAAUCAGCACCAAUGGAUGGUCAACAUCUCUUGCCAAUUUCAAGCAUUCAAUGGUUUGAUCAAAGAUUUCGUAAAGGAGCUCCCUUUCUUCAAGAACGUCUCGGACAACUGUACACGCCUCGCGAAUUUCAUUAACAACAAGUCCCAGAUUCGAAACACCUUCCAAAAGUACCAGUUGCAGGAGUACGGGUACUCAGGUUUGUUAAGGGUGCCCUUGGAGAGCUCGGAUUUCGGACCGGUUUUCUCCCUGGUUGAGGACGUGUUGAGCUCAGCAAGGGCACUCCAUUUGGUGUUGAUGGACGAGGCGUACAAGGUGGUGUUGUUGGAGGAGGAGCGUUUUGCCAGGGAGGUCGAAGAUAUGAUGAGGAGCCCGCAUUUCUGGAACGAGCUGGAGGCCGUGCAUUCGCUGGUCAAACUGGUCAGGAUGAUGGGUCGGGAGAUCGAGACUGAGAAACCACGGGUGGGUCAAUGCCUUCCUCUCUGGGAGGAGCUAAGGACGAAAGUAAAGGAGUGGCGUUCCAGGUAUCACAUUGCCGAAGGACCAGUAGAGAAGCUCGUGGAAAGAAGGUUCCAGAAGAACUACCAUCCCGCUUGGGCCGCCGCAUUCAUACUCGACCCGCUCUACUUGGUCAGAGACUCGAACGGGAGGUACUUGCCGCCUUUCAAAUUUUUGACCCCGGAUCAGGAAAAGGACGUGGACAGGCUGAUCACACGGCUGGUGCCUCGGGAGGAGGCUCACAUUGCGCUGAUGGAGCUUAUGAAGUGGAGAACUGAAGGGCUAGAACCUGUUUACGCCCAAGCGGUUCAGCUGAAACAGAGGGACCCGGUCACGGGGAAAAUGAGGCUUGCGAAUCCCCAAAGUUCCAGGCUCGUUUGGGAGACGUACCUGACAGGGUUCAAGUCGCUGGGGAAGGUAGCAGUCAGGCUCAUCUUUCUCCACGCCACCUCGUGUGGUGGCGGAUUCAAAUGCAACUGGUCCUUCAUGAGAUGGGUAGGGGCCCAGUCGCAUUCUAGAGCGGGGUUGGACAAAGCCCAGAAGCUAACGUUCAUUGCUGCUCACUCUAAGCUUGAAAGACGGGAUUGUUCCAACGAGGAGAGGGAUGCGGAGCUGUUUUCGCUGGCAAACGGUGAACAUGAUGACGACGACGUGCUCAAUGAGGUUUUUGUUGAUACAUCCUCUCUGUAGUGCUUCUGUCCCUCCCCCGUCUCCCUAUUCAUUAACAAGGGAGUAUAUUCUUUGUUCAUGUUAAGUUAAGAAGAAAUUUUUAGGUUAGUUGGCUGGGAAAAGAGUGGGGGAGAUAUUUUCCCUUGGAAUUUUCUGUGAAGUUGCAGCAGGGACAGAUUCUUUUUUUUGUAACCUCUUCUUUUUAUAAUUCUUAACUAUUGGUUUGGAAUUGAUUCAUAUCUAUUGUUAGGGAGGGAAGGCUCUUCUCUUUUGUCCACACAGUUUUCCUUUUUCC
Cuscuta epithymum is the source of this 2878-nucleotide messenger RNA. The record is from the annotation of a GenBank genome assembly. NCBI's taxonomy places the organism in Eukaryota, Viridiplantae, Streptophyta, Magnoliopsida, Solanales, Convolvulaceae.